Messenger RNA from Paramecium pentaurelia, 956 nucleotides. The record is from the annotation of a GenBank genome assembly. NCBI's taxonomy places the organism in Eukaryota, Ciliophora, Oligohymenophorea, Peniculida, Parameciidae.
AUGUCAUUUUACUGUAUUGACUUUACAGCAUUGUUUUUUAACUUUCGAACAAUAUUAAGUGAAUUAGGAGAUAUUUAAUAGAACCCUUUAUUGGCUCAAGUAGAAUAAUUAUAAAAGAGAUUUAAGGUUAAAAGACUCAACAUCAAAUUAUGUAAUUUCGAAAAUAAUCAAGCUUAUUUAGAUUUUUCAUAGAAGAUAAGAAAAUUAUAGAGUUUAGAAUAUUUGACUGAAUUUUUGAUAAUAUUAAUAAUUAAUAAGAUGGUAUUAGAAUAUAUUCUAGAUAUUCCUCCUCUUACUAGAAUCAUAGUAAUAAGCAGUAUCAUAUUGAGUUAUUCAACUUAUGUGUAAUAUCUAAAGCCCUCCAAUCUCUACUUAAAUUAUAAACUAGCAUUUUUGGAAUCGUUUUAGGUAUUUAAAUUAUUUAUAUUAGCCUUGGAGAAUAUUGACAAGUAUUUUAUAUUUUGGUGAAUUAGAUUUGAUUACUGUCUUAAGAUUAUUCUUUUUGUAAAAUAAAUUGCAAAUCUUUUAGUUAAUCAAUCUCAUUUUCAUUGGAAUAACAUACUUUUCCAGGUUUUGCAAAUUACUUAUACUUUUUGUUAUUGAAUUUUGUCACCAUUACUUCAAUAGGACUUUGGUUAAAUGAGCAUUCUCUAACUGAAUACUUUGUAGAAGCACUUAUGUAUGUUUGGGGAAGACAAAAGUAAGAAAGACCAUUAUUAUGUAACAAUACACUCCAAAAAUAUUUUAAUUUCAUUCUUUUGUUAAAUACCAUUAUUAACUCAACUUUAUACAAAAACUAUUUUUUUUUGUUUUCACUAAAGCUAAAGAUAUCAAAAUAGCAUACCUAAUUAAACAAGCCACAAAAAUAGAUUUAUAUAGAGAGCUUCAUUAAUUAGUUGGUUAAGAAAUAGACUUAGAUUUUACAUCACAAAAGCUACCAGAUAGAGAAUGGUUGA